Molecule: messenger RNA, 1881 nt
Organism: Clonostachys byssicola
Lineage: Eukaryota; Fungi; Ascomycota; Sordariomycetes; Hypocreales; Bionectriaceae
Source: the annotation of a GenBank genome assembly
AUGUUGCCGGUAAUCUGCCUUCAGCCUCGUCUGCCGGGCCAGGCCCAGGCCCUGCUUCUGCUUUUCUUGCUCCUCGCUCUCCAAACUGUCCUUGCUGUCUCCCAGGAACCGCAGAACAACUUUUGCCGGAGAUUCUCCCACCAGUCGACCGUGAUUGACGACCGACUAUACAUUGACGGCGGAUACGUCAAUUACAAGAAGGACGAUAAAGCCUACGUAGCGACAGCGAACGAACCUAAUAUCUGGCUCGGGUAUCAUGACCUCAACAACUUUGGAACAGAUGGCCUACUCAACCCCCAGCUUCACAUAAACCUGGACAAAAACAAGACUAUGCCCACCGUCGCCAGCGGAAUCUUAUGGCCCGACAGCAUCAACAAGCGGUUCUAUCUCUACGGCGGUAACUGGAUAUCGCCACAGCGCGCCAACGCCUUCACCCUCACAGGCUAUGACAUCAUCAACGACCGGUGGGAUGACUUUGGUCCCUCUAAUAUUAAGCUCAACGUCACCGCCCUCGGUGCCGGUGUUGGCGUAUCGCAGACUGGCAAGGGUUACUACUACGGAGGCUGGGCCAGCGACAAGUCGAUGGAUGGGGGACCCAAAGACGCAGCAAUGGUCUCGGACUUUUACGAGUACAGCUACGACAACAACACGUUCAAGGCGCUGAAAGGCAUUGACGACCGCCCGAGAGCCGAAGGGGGGAUGGUAUGGAUACCGACUGGCGACUGGGCAGGCGUGUUGGUGUACAUGGGAGGCAUUGUCGGUGACGGCGAUAACAAAACCUCCCCGCAGCCCUUGGAUGAGAUAUUCCUGUACGAUGCUACGAUGGGGGUAUGGUACAAACAGAAGGCGGAAGGGCAAGUUCCUCAAAAUCGAGGACAGUUCUGCGCCGACGUCGCCUGGGCACCCGAUAAUUCAAGCUACAACAUUUAUCUCUGGGGAGGAAAGGCCGAAUACCCCCCUGUGACGAACGCUUCAGCGUACAGCGAUGUCUACGUUCUCUCAAUGCCCUAUUUCAAGUGGUUCAAAGCCGACCCCGACAUUACCAUCGCCCCGGCCAACCGUACAGGCUCGAGGGGGCGCUUCGGCUCCACAUGUAACAUGGUCAAUAACCUGUCAAACAUGUUCAUUAUCGGUGGCAACUACCCAAACGAGAGUAACGUUGAGUGCGAGCCCGCGUGGGGAGUGCACGGCUUUUGGGCAGGGACGGCGAACAACACGGGUAAUAAUCCGCAGUGGUGGGGGUUCCAGAACAAAGACACCUCCAGCAAUGUCGUUCCCUCGCUGGUCUACAGUGCCAUUGGAGGUGACAAGAAUGGUGGCGCGGUAAUCAAAGCGCCCAAGGAUGGCUUCAGCGCAGAGAAUAGGCCGCUCACCAACCUAUUCAGUCUUACCUGGGUAUCACCAAACCGCCAGCCGUCCCGCGACGUUGGCGGCGCGGCUCCAUCGAGACUCAGCACAGGGGCUAUCGUCGGCAUCGCCAUUGGCGGUGCCGUGGCCCUGGCCAUCAUGCUCUUCGCCUGGUGGCAGCUAGGGAAGAGGGUCCUGCGACGCCGGGAGGAGAGGCACCAGGCGCAGGUGACGCAGGAGGCCCAGCAGAUGAACCAGAUGCAGCAGGAUGAGCUGCAAAAGCAGCAGUCGCAGCACAUGUACCAGGAUCGCUACUUCCAUUCCGGGCAGUCUCACUACUCGUCCUACUUUGGCGGCGGCAGUGUGGGCACCGUUACCACGCCGCCGUUGAACGACUCGCAUUGGGGGUCGCUGCCUGUGCCUGGGAGUACUGAUCAGCAACUCUCGGCAGAUGUCACAGAACUUCCUGGUUCGGACGGUAAUGCCAUCUUAGAGCAUAAACCUUCUGUGUCUCCAGUCAGUCCCCGUAUGUAG